UGCCACUUACACACGCAAACAUCUCACGUUCCAUGACCAACAUUGUCAAUACGUACCAUUUGACUCGUGACGACCGUACGUACGUUGUUAUGCCCUUGUUCCAUGUCCAUGGGCUGAUCGGUGCUCUGCUCAGUACCUUCAAGUCUGGUGGUUGUAACAUCAUUCCUCCAAAGUUCAGCGCAACCCACUUCUGGAACGAUUUCAUCACUGAGAGGGCUACCUGGUACUCUGCUGUUCCAACUAUCCAUUCCAUCUUGCUAAACACUGAACCACCAAAGCAAUUCCCAAAGAUUAGAUUUAUUAGAUCAUGCUCUUCUGCCCUCGCACCAGCUACUUUCCACAAGCUAGAGGAGUUUAUGAAGGCACCUGUUCUCGAAGCAUACGCAAUGACAGAGGCAUCGCACCAAAUGUGCUCCAACCCAUACCCUCCUUUGAAGCGUAAGCCAGGUACCGUUGGUCCUGGCCAAGGUGUUGAUGUUGUUAUCCUGGAUGAGGCUGGUCACGUCUUGCCACAAGGCUCCAUUGGUGAAGUUUCCAUCAGAGGAGCAAACGUCACUAAGGGAUACGCCAACAAUGCAAAGGCCAAUGCUGAGUCUUUUACCCAGGAAGGCUAUUUCAGAACCGGUGAUCAAGGUUUCAUCGAUGAGGAUGGUUACAUCAACUUGACUGGUCGUUUGAAAGAGUUGAUCAACCGUGGUGGUGAAAAGAUCUCGCCAAUUGAGUUAGAUUCCAUCAUGCUUUCCCACCCAAAGGUCAAGGAAUGCGUUGCAUUUGGUGUCAGUGAUGACCACUAUGGUCAGAUUGUCCAAGCUGCUGUUGUCGCUACAGGUGGAUUGAACGCGGAGGAGCUGAAAGAGUUCAUGAAGACCAAAGUGGCUGCUUUCAAGAUCCCUGUCAAGUUCUACUUUGUUGACAAGAUUCCAAAGACAGCUACCGGUAAGAUCCAGAGACGUAAGAUGGAGGACAUCUUUGCUUCCAAGUCGAAGUUGUGAUCUUUUUGAUCUCUUUCCAUAAUAGCGUAUAUUCCUGAUAAUAUAACACAAUAGUUAAGAGUUAUAACUUACAGUCC
This is a messenger RNA of Williopsis jadinii, 1069 nucleotides long. It is a transcript of the gene PCS60, whose product is annotated as Pcs60p. Gene Ontology annotation, biological process: fatty acid metabolic process. The transcript has a single exon. Lineage: Eukaryota; Fungi; Ascomycota; Saccharomycetes; Phaffomycetales; Wickerhamomycetaceae. The record is from RefSeq and is a predicted model, not a curated record. Gene Ontology annotation, molecular function: medium-chain fatty acid-CoA ligase activity. The coding region runs from base 33 to 992 and encodes 319 amino acids.